UGCAUUAAAGAAUCCAAAUUUUUCUAAUUUUUUAAUCUGUUGCUUUUUUGACUAUUGAUCAUAUAAUAAAUGAGUCAUCGAGUCCGUUUCUUUCAAUUACGCAAGGCAGCGAUGGCCACCCAUUUGUUUUUGUUUUUGUUUAAAAUACUUAGAAAUUUUAGUCUAACAGGCAGUCUUCUACACAAGCUGCACGUUCCAAUCUUGAAGCAAUAAUGGCGGAUCGUCUACCCAGAUAGCUGUCAAGCAGGACUCCUUUUUUUGUUUUUUCGGCUAUAACAAGAACAUCGAUCAUUUGGCUUUCACAGAUAUCUCAACCAUCACAAAAAAAUGGAGUCGAACAUUGCCAAAGAAGUAGAAACAGAGCUCCUUCCAUUUGUCAGAGUCUACAAAGAUGGAUCAGUUGAAAGAUUAUCUGGUUCACCUUUUGUUCCUCCAUCAAUGGAAGAUUCAGAAACCGGAGUUUCCUCAAAAGAUAUUACCAUUUCUCAAAACCCUUUGAUUGAAGCAAGGCUUUUUCUUCCCAAACUCGAAGAAUCCGAAUCGAAAUCGAAAAUCCCAAUCUUGGUUUACUAUCAUGGUGGUGGUUUUCUCUUCGAAUCAGCUUUCUCUGCUGACCACCAUAGAUUUCUCAACAGCUUGGUUUCUCAAGCUAAAAUUGUUGCUGUUUCUGUGGAAUAUAGAUUAGCUCCAGAGAACCCACUUCCUGCUGCUUAUGAAGAUAGCUGGGCAGCUCUGCAAUGGGUCUCUUCCUUUUCAAGUAAAGACAAUAACUCUCCCAUUGAAGAACCUUGGUUGAGUAAUCAUGGUGAUUUUGAAAGAGUGUUUAUUGGGGGUGAUAGUUCUGGAGCUAACAUUGCUCAUAACAUAGCAAUGCGAGCAGGCAAAGAAAACUUGCAUGGUGGGGUUAAGAUCUUAGGAGCUCUGCUUACACAUCCGUAUUUCUGGGGUUCUAAGCCAGCUGGAUCGGAUCAGAGUAUUGAUUAUUUGGUUUGCUCCGUUUGGAACUUUGUAUACCCAAAUGCUCCUGGUGGGAUUGAUAAUCCGAUGAUAAAUCCUGUAGUUGAUGAAGCACCGAGUUUGGAAGGACUUGGAUGUUGUAGAUUGCUGGUGAGCGUGGCAGAGUUUGAUUGGCUGAGAGAUAGAGGGGUUCUGUAUUCUGAAACCGUGAAGAAAUCUGGAUGGAAAGGUAAAGUUGAGCUAAUUGAUGUUGAAGGAGAAGAUCAUGCUUUUCAGAUUUUAAGACCUGGGACGGAGAAUGCAAAUACAUUGAUCAAACGCUUGGCUGAUUUUCUCUCCAAAAAGUGAUUAAUUUUCGUUUUUCACUUUUUGUGUACUUUUUCUCUGUUAAUUAGUGGUUGUUUUUGAAUGCGUGCUUUCCUUUGUGUUUUUGUUUUUGGUUGAAAACUGUGUUUUAUAAUUACAUCAUAUAUGAAGUUGGCAUGGAAGCAAAAAAUAGACUUAUCUCAGAGUGAUAAUUGCUACAA
Ziziphus jujuba (common jujube) is the source of this 1484-nucleotide messenger RNA. RefSeq names its product 2-hydroxyisoflavanone dehydratase. The coding region runs from base 328 to 1305 and encodes 325 amino acids. The transcript has a single exon. The record is from RefSeq and is a predicted model, not a curated record. Gene Ontology annotation, molecular function: hydrolase activity. NCBI's taxonomy places the organism in Eukaryota, Viridiplantae, Streptophyta, Magnoliopsida, Rosales, Rhamnaceae.